Molecule: messenger RNA, 1591 nt
Organism: Aspergillus welwitschiae
Lineage: Eukaryota; Fungi; Ascomycota; Eurotiomycetes; Eurotiales; Aspergillaceae
Exons: 2
Coding region: 1-1386 (461 amino acids)
Molecular function (GO): zinc ion binding
Source: RefSeq, a predicted model, not a curated record
AUGUCUGCUCCCACCAAACAAUUUCACGGCCUUUCAAUAACCGGUGAUAUGUCGACGACACGCUCCCAGCCCGAGAAAGAGCCACACACAGACGAUAGCGACAGCAGCGAGCUCCUGAGAAGCGAAAGUGAGGAGAGUCAUGCUGAGGAGGGGGAUUCAGCUGCCUCUUCGUCCGUACGAGGAAAGUCAGGGAUCACCUAUGAUCUCGCCAGGCUUGACUCCGACACCGAAGCCAGGGCUCUCGUUGGGCUAACGAGUCAGUUCAAGGUAGUCAGCUGCUGUACGACACGAACAGGGUUUGAUUUCCAAUUCAUUGAGCAGCCCCGAGUUCAUCUCGGUCCAGAAGGGUAUACGUGCACCUGCUCGACCUUCUCAGGCAGGCCCAACGUGGCCUGCCAGCACAUUUUUUGGCUUCUUGAUCAGCUUCAUGGUUGCUUCAUCCCUCAACCUCCUCCCUCCGACAUUCUUCUGUCGAGCGAUGGACGUCUUCCAAACUUUGGUCGCGUUGAACAACUGCUGGAUGGCAAGCUGGAGACCAUUGCGGAUCAGCUGAGUUGGCAAUAUGUUCGCUCCGAAGCCGAAGGUGGGAUGAGCCGGCAGGACAUAGUCCGGGACAUCUUGUCGGCCUUUAGUACGGUGAUACUGCCUGAGGAGUUUCGUCUCGAUCUUCUUGAUGAUGCAGGACAGUCGCGUACCCCUGAGCAGUGUGUUGUACAGGGAGACUUUGAAGCCACAAUGUUUCGGCUCGCCGUGCACGACGACGGAGUAUAUUCCAGCCUAUGCAAGGCGAUGCCCAUUGCAGCAUGCGCCGUGAUCUUCUUUGACAAAGUGCAUCAAAGGCUGCGGAAGCUACUAGCAGACUUCGACCGCUAUUGCCUGAUGGGGCAGGCUUCAAAUAAGGCUGGAGGAAUGGACGUGGAGACUGUCAUUCUGGAAAUUCAAGAGAACGUCGAGCGCGUCCGGGAAAACAUCAUCGCUCGAGCACCGCAUGGUAUGGAAGGGGCUGCGAAGACCCUGGUCACAUUGCUGGAGGAUAUCUGCGGCCGUAAUAAGGAUGCGCUGGAGGGGAACGAAAGUGGUCGAGUGACAUUCCACGGGGAGGAUGAGGAUCAACGCAAUCUCUUUCACCAGCUUAUUGGCAAGGCCGAUGAAACUGGUGAAUUUUUUAUCCUCGAUGCCUUAGAGCAUGUACCAGCUAUGGCUCUUCACCAAUUCGUGGGCAGGUUGAAAGCUAUUCUACACCGGAUUGAAGUGGACCGAGCACCCAAAGCCUAUAUACUGAGACUCGAUGCGUUGAUACGUGCUGCGGAGUCACCUAUUGCCAAUGCAGGUCAAAAGCGACCGUCUUCAUCUACAAGUCGGGGCUACAGCAAACGCACACGGUGAGGAAUCUCAGGGUUUCAUUCCCCUACUUUGGAGUGAAUUACCAGUAAAUUCUGUUAUUGCAUGGUUUGGGCGGCUUUGUCAUUGAUACGCACUAUACACCACUGUUUGCAUUGCGAAGCGCGAGACUGUUUCAAUUUGAUUAACCUGAUAGAUAAGCUACAACAAUUCUCUUGGUCCUACUAUACAGCUAGCCUGGCACCGGUCC